UGCGGACACGCCCCCUGUGAGUCAGAGGGUUUUAGGAGAGCUACUGUAAUGACAGCUCAAAGCUGUCCACGUCAACACUGAGCUACAACCAUGGACUCCGCGGCUCUGGAACCCUCGCUCUACACUGUGAAGGCUGUCUUCAUCUUAGACAACGAUGGAAACCGACUGCUUUCAAAGUACUAUGAUCCAGAACUUUACCCAUCCAUGAAAGAGCAGAAGAAUUUUGAAACGAACAUCUUCAACAAAACACAUAAAGCUGACAAUGAAAUCUCUUUCUUAGAGGGAAUGACGAUAGUCUACAAGAGCAGCAUAGACUUGUUCUUCUAUGUAGUUGGCAGCGCUCAGGAGAAUGAGCUCAUGCUGAUGGCAGUGUUGAACUGCUUGUUUGAGUCUCUCAGUCAGAUGUUGAGGAAGAAUGUGGAGAAACGGACUCUGUUGGAUAACAUGGAUGGAGUGUUCCUGGUGGUGGAUGAAAUCAUCGAUGGAGGGGUGAUCCUAGAGAGUGACCCCCAGCAGGUCAUUGAGAAGGUCAACUACAGGUGUGUGUCAGAACAAGCGUACGGCUUCGUCCUUUUUGAUUACAUCACUGGUAACACGGAGGACCAGGGGGAGAAGCGUCAGCUCCUGUAGUUCUCCUUCAGCCCCCCUCCUUCACUCCCUCUGAUUCAGAGCUGGAUAGAGAUGGAGAGAGAGAGAGAGAGAGAGAGAGAGAGAGUGGGCAGGUACCUGCAUGGCAUGCACAAGUGUGUGUGAGGCUCCCAAGAGGGACAGCUGUAACCCAGGCGGACGAUCAAUAUUAAGAAAACAUGGCUCUGACAUCUGAGCAUAAACCUUUCGCUGCGGAGCGGGAGACACUGAGUCACUUCUUUGAGUUACACUCACAUAAACUCACUCAAUCAAUGACCGGCAUGAUUUCAGUCCACAGUUCUGAUUUAUGCUGUUAUGAGCUUCAUUUUUUACUCCAGUAAAAGGGAGGAAGACGCUAAGACCCACCUAUAAAAUAAAUGAUUUCAAAUAAGAUUUAAAUAUAUUGAAUACAAAACAGCAUAUAUUUUUUUAUUAGUAGUAUAAGUACAACAUAUUAUAUGUGAAUACAAUUCACAUAUAGAUUUAAUUUUUGUGAUCGUUUAGUUUUAUUUAUUCAAUUUUAGUGAUGGUCCUGCUUCUGUCCAGUGAUCAGCUCUAGUGCCGGGAUGUCUUCUGUGGGAAUAUAUCGUCCCACAAAUGUCCACCCAUAAAAUAAAUGAUCAACUUUAAAUUAAAAUUUUAAAAACAACAAAAAAUCUAUUAUAUAAUAUACUUAAAUUAAACUCUAAUCUUAAGAUUUAAUCUCAGACAAAUAUAUUUUUCAAAUAAAUUUUAAAAUAUAUUUUAGGCAUUUAAUUUACCUGGAAAAUUAUUGUAAUUAUUAUUUAUUAUGCUUCAUUACACUUUUUUAUUUUUUAAAUACAAUAUGGUUUUUUAAUUCAUUUUUAAAAAUUACUUUUACUUUACCAUUUACUUUUCUGUACUAUUUUUCAUGAGUAGUAAAAUAUAUGUUUAAAAUAUAUUUAGAUGUUUUUUUUUUUUUUUACUCAGUUUUAGUGAUGGUUCUGCUCUAGUGUAGUGUUUGAAUAAUAUGGACGCUAAAAUAAAGCCAAUAUUUACAUAAUAAAUCUAAUCUAAUAUUACUUAUUUUAAAAAAUAUUUACAAAACAUUUACUUAAUUGACAACAGACAAUGUUCAUUGUCUAUUAUCAAGGCUGUUGAAAUAUCGGUUGAAAGUGAACUUACACUUCAGUUAACUGGGCAAGUGGGCGUUAUUAUCAACCAAUGCCAUUCAUCUCAAAUUUGGCAGAAAUUUGCAGAUCAUUUAAUCUAUUAUUGCUCCAGAUGUUCUUUUGGGACAUUGUUUUUGUCCAUUAGUGAUGUUUAUCAGUAGUAGCAGUUGAGUUGUGGUGUGUUGUUGCCCUUUAACCAUCUCUUUGGCAUACAGUAACAGUCUGAAACAUCUUGCAUGAUGUCUGGCUUGGUUGCUUAUGGUUUAUGUCAGUCAGUUAUUAUUUUAAUUAUAACUGGUUUUCAUUUUGGUUAUU
Carassius gibelio (silver crucian carp) is the source of this 2075-nucleotide messenger RNA. Its product is annotated as coatomer subunit zeta-1. Gene Ontology annotation, biological process: intracellular protein transport; intra-Golgi vesicle-mediated transport; retrograde vesicle-mediated transport, Golgi to endoplasmic reticulum. Lineage: Eukaryota; Metazoa; Chordata; Actinopteri; Cypriniformes; Cyprinidae. Gene Ontology annotation, cellular component: COPI vesicle coat. The transcript has 8 exons. The record is from RefSeq and is a predicted model, not a curated record. The coding region runs from base 91 to 630 and encodes 179 amino acids.